Molecule: messenger RNA, 2847 nt
Organism: Aureobasidium pullulans EXF-150
Lineage: Eukaryota; Fungi; Ascomycota; Dothideomycetes; Dothideales; Saccotheciaceae
Exons: 1
Coding region: 1-2847 (948 amino acids)
Molecular function (GO): protein binding
Source: RefSeq, a predicted model, not a curated record
AUGACCGACGUCCCGCUGCCGUUGAAUGCACUCGCUGCUGCUGCUCGCCAGCAGCACCACCCUCUGUCGGCUCAACCCUUCGCCGCCCCUCCUUCGGCACCACGACGACAAGCACAACCGCCCAUCGACGAUGGUGUCGAAGAGGACGAUGGAGAGAUCAUCUGCAUCUGCGGCAUGCGCCACGACGACGGCUUCUCAGUUCAGUGCGAGACCUGCAACAACUGGCAACAUAUGAUCUGCUACUAUCCCACUGAGGCAGAUCGUCCGGGCGAGCAUCAAAAACACUACUGCUUCGACUGUCAACCACGAUGGCUCGACGCAGACCAAGCCAAGGAAAGACAGAAAAAGCAGUUACAACGAGCAGCCCUCGACUCGCGACGACCAGGCCCGAAGCAUCGCAAGAAGCAGAAAGACUCACCAGCUGCCGUCAAUGGCUCCUUACUACAAGCCCGCGACCGCAAGAGUGCUAGCCCGCGCGAUCAACCGCCUCCCGCCAAACGACCGAAGACAGGUCACCGUCCUUCUGCUGCCGCCAACCACGCUCCCGCCAGUCGCAAACGUAACGGCACCAUCACGGCUGCUCGCAGUCCUUCACCCGACCCCUCCAGACCCAUCAUUCCUUGGUACUCAGAGGAGUUCUACCGCCUCUAUUCUCAAGUCUCUUCGCAUGUCGAGACAGAAACAAACCUCAUGAACAACAUCGCUGUCACGAAUUCAUUGUCGGAAUGGCUCAAGAAUCCGAUCGUCGUCGAGAAGGACACGAACGGCCUUAGCCAAAACGACAUCUUCCUUCGCUGGGAUGGUCCCUUUGAAGACAUGCCCGGUCGGCCCGAGGUCGCUCUACAUUGGGAAGCAGACCCCAACUUCACCGACCAGACAGAGCCUCCGAAAUGGCCAUGCCUUACCGUCGAGCAAGACAUCUCGAAGCGUACCUUCAUUGGCGAGCUUCGCGGUCACAUUGGCUACAAGGAAGAAUACAUGAACGAUCCCGAAAGUCGAUGGUCAUCACUACGCCAUGCCGAACCCUUCGUCUUCUUCCACCCGCAACUCCCUAUAUACAUCGAUGCCCGUCAAGAAGGCACCAUGUUCCGCUAUGUUCGUCGCAGCUGUCGACCGAACACGGAGAUCCAGACCAUCAUCACCGACGGCACCAACUAUCAUUUCUGCUUUAUGGCGACCAAAGAUCUUCAAUCCGGCGAAGAGAUUACUGUGGCUUGGCAGACGGACGACACAAUCAAGGCAAUGUAUGCCGAGCGAGGAGUCGUGCAUGGCGACGUGCCUGCCGACAUCAAGUAUGCCAUCGCCAUGUGGGUCUCCAACGUACUGGCUAAUUGUGGCCCCUGCGCGUGUAACGGAGAUGGCUGUUUGAUGGCCAGAUUCGAUCGACGCGGUCAACCCCAGCCACUCGAACCGCCGGAAACAGCUGCUGCCCCAAUCAAAGUCCCCAAAGCUCGUAAAAAGAGAAUCGCCAACAACCUCUCGCCUGUCGACAUGAAUCGCAACAGCCAAAGUCGCUCUGGUAGCGAAGCUCGCAAAGUCGAGGUCGAAGAUGACAUGACCGAUACUCGCUCCGUGUCUGGUUCGUUCCGAGCCUCCGCCAGCCGAGACAUCACUCCCGGCACUCACUACUCAGCAAUUGUGCCCGAGAUGUCGGAACGCGAGAAGAAAAAGCUCAUGCGCGAGGAAGAGAUGUUCCGAAGACAAGAAGAGGAAAGCGGUCGACAAAAGAAGAAGCGCCAUUCCGGUGCCACACCUUUGCUGCCGCAAAGCAGUACUCUUUCAUCUUCGAAGCAACAGUCAUCAGAGCCUUCAUCUUCCCGUCGCAGCACCGUCUCGAAGCGACCCUCGAAACCCGCCCGAACGGACAAGCAGUCUUCGGAAUCGACGAGACCCGUCUACGUUGACUCUUCCAUUCAAUGCGACAUGGACAACGACGACCCUCCGGAACCACCAAUGCCGACCCCUCCGAAGAGGAAACAAUACCUGUCAGUGACACAACGCUUGCUGCGGAGGUGUGCGUCGAACAACCUGAAGCGUAAGGCUGAAAGCGAGACGCCCGAGGACUCGCCCACGAAUGGAACCCAGCCGGACGAGAACAUGGAUCUCGACAAUGCCGGACAAAGCCCGCGCAGUGUCGCAGCCGUUUCAGAAGCUACUCCUCUGUCGCCAGUGUCUAUUAAGCACGCCGACGUCAACAUGACUGAAGCCGCCCAAGCACGCCCUGCCUCGCUGUCGCCAGCCUUCGGUCCGGUCGAUGCUGACAUGCAAGACAUGGACAAUGAUGAACCCCAUCGCGCCACACCCCCACCUAAUGAUCAAGACGCUUCAUUGUCGUACAGCUCAGCGAGUCCAAACAUGACCAAACCGGGCGUUCCUUCACAUCCGCCAAUGGACCCACCACCACCUCCAUGGCCACUGAGUGAUGCUCCAAGUAUGGGUGAAGUGCAUCCUGCCUCUCCAGAGUCCAAACACGUCCAUCCCGAGAUGCAUUUGACAAUGCCUCCACCACUGAACUCUGCAGCUUCACCUCCACUUCUCACUCAGUCUCCUUCGACACUUACCCCAGGUCUCUCCAAUAUACCCCUCUUUUCGCCGUCAGUUUCGGCGGCAGUAAACCCCAGUCCUGCCAGGAAGAAGUUGAGCCUGAGCGACUACACAAAACGCAACAAAGUACACCAACCAAGAGAUAUAUCACCGGCUGCCAGUCUGACGGACAGCGUUUCUGCCAAAGACAAGGAGAGCAUCUUGAACGGUGUCGCCGUUACAGACUCCCCUGCGUCUGAGCAAGCCACCGACGCCGCAGGACCGCCAGUCGGAAGUCAAGAGUCAGUGGUACCACCAGCUUGA